Meriones unguiculatus (Mongolian gerbil) is the source of this 2383-nucleotide messenger RNA. It is a transcript of the gene Pgcka1, whose product is annotated as chromosome 12 C4orf19 homolog. The coding region runs from base 700 to 1635 and encodes 311 amino acids. The record is from RefSeq and is a predicted model, not a curated record. Lineage: Eukaryota; Metazoa; Chordata; Mammalia; Rodentia; Muridae. The transcript has 6 exons.
UCGCGUGUCCCCGCGCGGACGCCGAGGCCGCCGGAGCCAUGGGCGCCGCUUCCCCGGAGCCGCCGCCCCGACGCAGGUAGGCUCCUGAUGGCUCCUCUAUUCCUUUCGUGCUAGACAGUUUGCUGAAAUUGUCUGUGGCUUAUCUGUGAAUCGUGGACAUCCCUCAAUGAAGUCCACAAAUGUGUAUGAGAUAAAAGACCGAUCAAAAAUUACAUUAUGUGCAUUCCCAUGUACUUGGGUGCACCACGUGGUCAGAAGAGGGAGUCUGCUGCCCCGGAACUGAAGCCACUGAGCCACUGAGCCACUGAGCCACGUCUCCAGGCCUGCAACUCAGUCUUCUCAACUUCAAGCAGCUAAUGGACAUUCCUUGAUCCCUACAUAAUCCUAGGAAGACACCCUUCGGAUCUGUACUAAAACUCACUUCUGGGGAAAGAAAGAAAGAUGAAAACAGUGACCCAAAGAGGGCUUUCCUCAGACUGAUCCAUCAGUGAAGCGCUUCUCUGCUGCGGGAGAGGAAGUAGAUUCCCGACCGACCCAGGAGCAUUGAUAGCUCUCGCUUCUUUUGUGAGGUCUCAGUACUGAGCGUGGGCUCCAUCUGAAGUACUCCCUAUCCUGUGGCUCUCCCAGAAAGAGAAGUGUGACACCCAGAGAAGCCUAAUGGAGAAGCGCCCCAGCAGAUGGUAACAAAAAUUAAUCCAGAUGGGGUGCAGGUGUUGUAAGAUGAUACAAAGCUAUCUCUUUGAUCCAGCUCAAGUGCCCUCCCCUGGUUUUGUCAACGAAGUAAGCAGCUGCAGGUUGGAGGAGGAUGACACGGUCAGGCUAAAAGGCACCCAGAACAGUGACGCUGAGGUGCCCAGAAAUGCCUUGCACGGUGGGAGCCUGAGCAAGACUGAGAGCAGAGGCAGUACAACUGGUCUACCUCACCAAGGCCCACUCCCCCGGGAGGCCUCCGAGGAGCGACGCUGUGUGGAAAAGCGUGGUAUUGUCAACGGUAUCAGCCCCACUACCACUCGGCAGUCUCUCGGGAGUCCCAGGCCCCACCAGGCUGACAGUGAAUCCGGGGCCAGCAGCCCCUGGGCCGUCACCAUAGACAGCGCCCACCCGGCUCAACCCUUCCUGGAAGGGGAGGACUACAGGGGUCAAAGCUGCGCGCCGCCCACCUCGGAAGGGACCCCGAUGGUGGGGCAUGGAGACGGCGGAGGCCCUGCUGAGGCCUUGGCAGUGGCAGGCCACACCCUACGCAUCCCAGCCCCCGAUUAUCCCCAGCUCUGGAGCCCCCCGGCAGGCAACGCAGACCCUGAAGAAAAGGACUGUCUUUUUGAAAACCACUCAGAGGGGGAGCCCCUGCCCGGAACUGACCCCCGCGUGAGCGAGCAGGGUUUGAGCUCGCCCCUCUCCCCGAGGAGAAGCUGGGACUCCCUGAGUGAGGCAGUGACCACAGAAGUUCUGGAUGUCCUCUUUAACGCGGGGGGCCCCACUAGCCCUCCGCCAGCGGCUAAUCCUGGAAGCGAGUGGGAGGACCCUCACUCCCACGGUGAGGACAGGGAUGUGGCAGAUGAGGACGCUGAGGUAGCAGAAGCCCUCGCGGCAUUAGAAGCUGCUACUGCGGGAGAAGAGGCGGAUGACGCAGAUUAGGGGAGGGGCGGGGAGAGAAGCAUGUGACCGCUCUGCCAGCAUGCCCGGCAGCCUCUCCAGCUGCACUACCUGCUUACGUCUGUCGCCUUCCCGUUGCCAGUACCUGCGCCACGCUGCCUGUUGCAGAGCAUCUCUCUGUGUGGCUGGACUCUGAUUGCAUUCAGAAUGCUAAUCAAGACAAGAGUGGGCCUUCCAGUCCACGUCCAUACAAAUGCAGACGUUGAGCAGCUUGCAUGCCGGCCCUGGAAGCUCCCCCAGAACAUCUGUCCAGAUGUGCAUGAGAAUGCACCAACACCCCACACUGGACCCCAGGGGCACAGAAACAUGGGCCGUUCUGUUUGAAUGUAUUACUUUACCUUGUUUUUGAGAGCCAAAUACUUCACCCAACCUAGAAAGGGUAACUACCCACUUAAAGUGCCUACUGUGUGCCAGAGCGUAACUUCAGGGACAGUCACCCAGGGAACUACUAACUAACCACGUGCUGGACAUCAGGUUAAGCUCACUCCUUCGGGGUGGAGCAGACUUGACCAGUGAACAAAUGGUUUGUCCUUCGCUGUGCUAUGAAAACAACCUGACCGUAAUCUUUUUUUUUUUUCCACUAUUACUUUUUAAUCUUUGGGAUAUGGGAGGCUGGGAAAAUACUUGUUAGAACUAGCUUCGUGUUUUAGUUUCAAGUUCGUGAGUGUUUUGGAAUAGCAACGCCAUUUAUGGAUUGGUUUGUGUCAUUAAAUGUCUGGUUCUCAUUAAA